AUCGGAAUAUCUGCUCGGGAUUUUCAAACUGAUAACGAUUCUAUAAAACCAUUACACCGCGCGGCAAUUCCACAGUCAGUCUUUAGCGAGCGCAAUCUUCAGCCGGUCUGAAAGAGUUGGAAAAGGUGAUAACGGUUCUGGAAGUGUUUGAUUCGAUUCGAAUGUUUGGUGCACUGCAUAAAUUUGAAUUUCGUACUGCGUGUAGCAUGAACAGCUGGAAAAACUGAUAAUUUUGGGGGUUGGAGCCGACAGUCUGCAAGCAAGGUUUACGGAAGAAUUGUGCUACUAUCUGGAAAAUCAAAAAUGUUUCGUGAAAUUUUCGCUUUUGGUGUGAUGUUUGUGAACCUUGUGCUUGCUGGCCGAACAGUGAACUAUACAUGCUUAAUGAGUUCCGAAGGAUAUUGCGUUUUUCAAGGCGUUAGAAUCGACAGUGUAGAAGAAGCAAGUAAUGUGAAGUUGCUGGCACCGGCCUACGAUAUCACCAGAAUCAAGUUCCGAGAAUCAGCGAUGUUCAUUCUACCGGACAAUAUUUAUGAAACUUUCCCAAAUAUGCUGGAACUGAAAGUUUGGUGGCAAAGUUUGCACAGUAUUUACAUUCCACCGAAUCUACUUCAUUUGGAUGCGGAAAGGAAUCGUAUUCAACGAAUCAGUUUCGAUACCAACACGGUGCCAAUGUUGAAAAAACUGGAACUUGGUUAUAACAGACUCAAAACAAUCGAAAAUAUCUCUUACUUUGAAAAUCUCGAAAUUCUGGAUCUCUCUCAUAAUGAUCUGCGAUCGAUCGAUCUGUGUCUAUUCCAGCGAAUGAAGCAUCUCCGUAUUCUAGACUUAUCAGUCAAUAAUAUGGCCAUCGUGAAAAACUCCAUGGAACAUAAACUGGAAUCACUAACAGUAUUAUAUCUGAAUGACAAUCGGCUCUCAUAUCUAGACAUCAAUGUACUACGUCAGUUUCCAAACUUGGAGACUCUGCAUCUGUUCAAAAACGGGUUAAUGUACAUGGAGUAUGAAAAUAUGCGUACAAUGUUUCCAAAAAUCAACAUUGUUCACAUCUAUGACAACGACUGGAACUGCGAAAAUCUAGCGGAGAUGAUUAUCUACUUCAAAAAGAUCAACAUCGUGGAAUACAAGCUGUUUAGUUCUAUGAAAUGUAAGGAACGGGUAAUUGACGGCAUAUGCUGUUCCGAGGGUAAAGCUUUAACAAUCCUCAAAAAAUCAAACCUUUACUUCUCGAACUACGUCAACGAGUUGAACCUCCAUUCUCAGCAUAUAAUGGAAGAGAUGAAACAAUCCAAACGUGAAAUUCAGAAACUCAUAGAGCAUGAAAAUAUGACUCAAGCCUCGUUACAGGCCUUCAGCGCAGAUAUGAAUGCAAUUCGCAAUCGCAUUGAAAACAUCACGGUGCUUGCUGCUGAUACAAGUUCGACAGUAUCAAGGAACAAAAAACACGAAAAGGUCGAUAAGCUGGUCCAAGAGAUCUACAAAAUUAAACAAGAUCACCAGAGUUUAACACGGGAAAAUCAAGCAUUCAAACAGCAGAUAGAAAAGUACGAAAACAUAAAAAUUGAAAUGGAGUCGAUCCGAGCAUAUUCGGAAGAGAUGAGGAACACCAUACAGGAACUGAAAGAAGAAAACAAUCAUCUGAAGGUUGACCUGUAUCAGCUGCUGAAUGAAUUUCACGAAUUGAGAGCCAGCAAGAAUCCAGAAAAGGAGGUAUGACGAAAGGAGCGUUGCUUCCAGAGUAAUUGGAGCACAUGUUAGUAGAGCAUUGGGACUGAUUCGAAUGAUUUUAGCACGCGGGUAGUUGAAUACCGUAUAUUCAGCUUUCGUGCCUUAUCAUGGUAGUUUUAGUAGUAAAACAUAAGUUAGGAAAUAUUUUGCUGGACAAACUAGAUUUAAGGCUAGAUACACUCAGAGUUGAUUUCUGUUUCGGUUAUCUAGGAUCAAUCAGACUGAUACUCAGAGAGAACUCCUCAACCGUCCGUGACGAAGAGAGGAGGCCAAAUGGUGAGAUAGAUUCGUAGCAAUGACUUUGCAGGAAAUUUGAAUGGUGCUGAUAAUUUUUUGAUAUCUGAUAAUUUCAAUUUCAAUCAUAUGAUUGACGGUAAAGAAUGUGGAAUAACCCGGCUGCUUAGUAAAUGUGUGUAUUGUUUCCAUCGAUGACAUGCGCUUCGGUAGAGAAAAUUUAGUGAAAGAAGAGAGUGACGAUGACUCAAUGCGUAUGAAUUGAGAGUGGCGGCGGUAUCAGCUAGAUGAAAGUCCAAAGAGUACAACUUAGCACCCAGUGUUCGAUUUACUUGAAACUAAUGGUAUACAUGAAAUAAAUAAAAUGUAAACAAACUCAAA
This is a messenger RNA of Aedes aegypti (yellow fever mosquito), 2343 nucleotides long. Its product is annotated as MAP kinase phosphatase with leucine-rich repeats protein 1. The record is from RefSeq and is a predicted model, not a curated record. Gene Ontology annotation, molecular function: protein binding. The coding region runs from base 304 to 1716 and encodes 470 amino acids. The transcript has 2 exons. Lineage: Eukaryota; Metazoa; Arthropoda; Insecta; Diptera; Culicidae.